AUGAUUUCAUCUAAGCUGCUACUUCUCACAGCACUUUCUUGUGCUGUUCCCUCUCUGGCCGCGCAAAAGGUUAUCUUGUAUUCUAAAGAGCCAUGCACCGGCAUAGCUGAAGCCAUUGAACCGAAUAACAAAUGCACGGUCGUUCCUGCCACUCUGAAGGGCAAAGUGAGCGGUGCCAAGGUCCCAGAAGAUAUUGUGUGUAACUUUUAUAAUGAUGAAAAGUGUGAAGACCCACUGUGGUACUCAAUGGAAGAUCCAGGAGUCUGCAGCUUUAGUGAGCUGGAAAUCAAGGACAAAGCGGUUGCUGUCUUGUGCUACGACAGUACCAAAAUUUGA
This is a messenger RNA of Penicillium soppii, 336 nucleotides long. RefSeq lists its product as uncharacterized. Lineage: Eukaryota; Fungi; Ascomycota; Eurotiomycetes; Eurotiales; Aspergillaceae. The transcript is spliced from 4 exons. Bases 1 to 336 code for a protein of 111 amino acids. The record is from RefSeq and is a predicted model, not a curated record.